AGUUGUCUGCAGUGUUUUUUUUUCAAGGACAAUCGCGGACGUCUCACGCCCAGCAAUCUCCCUUCUGGUCCCACCCAAUCCACUUCGCAAGCCCCGCCGCACACUUCUUCCCCCUGCCUCCAAAAACUCAGAAAACCCUGACCGCCGGCGGCGGCCAUGCUUCUCCACCACCGCCUCCUCCCUCGCCUACUUCUUGUUCCUUCCACACAUACCUCCACACUCCUCUGCCCCUCCCGUUUGCCGCGCCGCCUCUCCCUCUCGCCACGCUUCUACGCGCUGCCCCACCUCGCGGCACCCCAGACCGUCGACCACUCCGACGAUGAGGGGGCACCCCAGGGGGAGGGGCAGAUCAAGCUCCCGCUCGACCAUCUCUUCGUGCCGCCCGGGGCAACAAUGGAUGCGGGGGACCAGGAGGCCGUGAGCGCACGGGUGCUUAAGGGCUCCAACAUCGUGCUGGGCCCAUACGCGCGCGGCGACGCACAGGUGGUCAACGCAGAUUUUGUAAAGAGCAGCGUGCGUCCCGAUGACUGCCCUCGGGACGGCCUUCCGGAGUUUGCACUCGUUGGCCGGUCCAACGUCGGCAAAUCGUCGCUGCUCAACUCGCUUGUCCGCCGCAAGCGCCUUGCCCUUACCUCCAAGAAGCCUGGGAAGACCCAAUGUAUCAAUCAUUUCAAAGUAAAUGACAGCUGGUAUCUUGUUGACUUGCCUGGUUAUGGAUAUGCUUCUGCACCACAGGAAGCUCGUACCAAUUGGGAUGAAUUUACUAGAAAUUACUUUCUCAGUCGGGAGAAUUUGGUAUCUGUUUUUCUUCUUAUAGAUGCAAGUAUACCUGCCAAGAAGAUUGAUCUUGACUAUGCUAGUUGGCUUGGCCAAAACAAGGUUCCCAUGACCCUUGUGUUCACAAAAUGUGACAAGCGCAAGAAGAAGAAGAACGGCGGCAGGAAACCUGAAGAAAACGUGGAAACUUUCCAGGGCCUAAUCCGCGAAUACUUCGAGGCCGCGCCUCCUUGGAUCAUGACGAGCAGCGUGACCAACCAGGGCCGCGACGAGAUACUCCUGCACAUGUCUCAGCUUAGGAAUUAUUGGCUCAAGCAUUGAGAUGCAAUGAUAACCAAACCAGGGCGAAGCAACUAGAACAGCAUGCAAAGCACUGUCGUCCAUUGAUGCAUGGACAUUCAGCAGUCGGCGCCUCCGCAAUCAGGCGUUCGCACCAACUAAUCCAGCCUUUUGAGCUGUUGACUGUCCAAUAUGGCCCCCUGUACAUGAUUACCCAAUCAACACUCUGGGGAUGCGGACAAGGUGCUAAAAUCAGCUGAUCAUGGUUUUUUUCUUUAUUUCUAUUGUGUACACGUACAAUCCCAACCAACGUUUUCCCCUUGUUCCCAUCUGAUUAUAGGCUUGUGUAUACUGUGGGGUUAAAUGAUUAAUAAAUUCUGGUGUUAGCUAAUCACCAGCGGGAAUCUCAC
Zea mays is the source of this 1466-nucleotide messenger RNA. RefSeq lists its product as uncharacterized. The transcript has 4 exons. Gene Ontology annotation, molecular function: GTP binding. The coding region runs from base 157 to 1098 and encodes 313 amino acids. The record is from RefSeq and is a predicted model, not a curated record. Lineage: Eukaryota; Viridiplantae; Streptophyta; Magnoliopsida; Poales; Poaceae.